CCAAUUCUUUAUUAUUCUCAUAAAUAAAUUAUUUUUCCCACAAAAAAAAGAAAAGGCAAAUGUGAAGAAACACACAACACAGCCUAUAAACAAAGGCAGCAGAACGUCAGUGUAAAAAGUGCAGCAACUUCCUUUUCUCUCCGUUGAUUGCGCUUCAUUCCGUUGCUGCUAUUGCUAUUUGCCAAGUGCUAACCCCAUUAAUAAACCUUGUAGUUUUCCCUUCUUGCCCACUUUCCGCAAUUGCCGCAACUAAAAGUUUUGAGACAGAAAAGGAAGUGACUUUAAACAGAGUUUUCUUGAUCGUAUAAAUAUAUUUGGGAUUGGCAUUGGUUGCUUGAGAAUUUGAACUUGACCCACGUCAAGAUUUGGUGGAAUUUCAUCUGGGUUAGUCUUUGUUGAAGGAGAAAGUGUCUGUAAUGGUGGUUUCGGGUUGUCGUUGCUGACAUUUUUUGUUUUGUCCACCAUGGGUUGUGUGGCGUCCAAGCAGACUGUGUCGGUUACUCCUGCAUUUGAUCAUUCGGGGAUUCUCGUUAGAGAUGGGGAAGAUGUCGGGUCGGGUAGGGGUCGGGUUGGGAGUGGUGGGUUUGGGUUGGAUUUUGAUUUGAAGAAGGUGAAGAAGAGGGGAGAUUCGGGUGCGGGGAGCGAGUUGGAUGAGUCAGGUAGGGCGAGUUCGAAUGGGUGUGGUAGUGAGUCAGUGAGUUUUAGGUUGGGGAAUUUGCAGAAAUAUGUGGAAGGAGAACAAGUGGCUGCUGGGUGGCCUGCUUGGCUUAGUGCUGUAGCAGGGGAAGCCAUUCAAGGAUGGGUGCCUCUCAGAGCUGAGUCCUUCGAAAAAUUGGAAAAGAUAGGUCAGGGUACAUACAGCAGCGUAUUCAGAGCACGUGAUUUAGAAAGUGGAAGAACAGUUGCCCUGAAGAAGGUGCGGUUUGAUAACUUCGAGCCAGAAAGUGUUAGAUUUAUGGCACGAGAAAUUAUGAUCCUCCGCAGGCUUGAUCACCCCAAUAUCAUCAAAUUAGAAGGUCUAAUUACCUCCAGAUUGUCUUGUAGCAUGUAUCUUGUGUUCGAGUAUAUGGAACAUGAUAUUUCAGGACUCCUGUCUUGUCCAGAAGUUGAGUUCAGCGAAUCACAGAUUAAAUGCUACAUGAAGCAGUUGUUGUCUGGAAUCGAGCAUUGUCAUUCUCGAGGUGUAAUGCAUCGGGACAUCAAAGGUGCAAAUCUUCUGGUAAAUAAUGACGGAAUUUUAAAGGUGGCAGAUUUUGGAUUGGCGAACUUCUGUAACCUUGGAAGGAAGCAACCACUAACCAGCCGAGUUGUCACUUUAUGGUAUCGUCCUCCAGAGCUUCUGUUGGGCUCCACAGAGUAUGGAGCCUCUGUGGAUCUUUGGAGUGUCGGAUGCGUGUUUGGUGAACUUCUUACUGGUAAACCCAUUCUUCAGGGGAGAACUGAGGUUGAACAGCUGCAUAAAAUUUUUAAGCUCUGUGGAUCCCCACCAGAUGAUUACUGGAAGAAAUCUAAACUUCCUCAUGCAACUCUAUUUAAACCACAACAUCCUUAUGAGAGCUGUCUGUGGGAUACAUUUAAAGAUCUAACCAAAAGUUCAGUCUCACUCAUAGAGACUCUUCUUUCAGUGGAGCCACCGAAACGUGGAACUGCUUCUUCUGCCCUUGCAUCUGAGUACUUCAAGACAAAGCCUCAUGCCUGCGAUCCUUUAAGCCUGCCAAAGUAUCCACCAAGCAAAGAGAUUGAUGCCAAACACUGUGAAGAAGCAAAAAGGAAGAAGCCUAGUGGAAGAGCCCGUGGACCUGAGACAACCAGAAAGUCAAUCAGAAAACAGAAUGCGACAAAUAAACUGGCACCUGAAGAGAAGUUACCUGUCCAAAAUCAAGGUGUUCCUAAAAGUAAUGGUAGUAGUCUGGGUACUCUAAAAGAAGGAGACAUUAUUAUAGGUCUUGAGCGACCUAAGCCAUCUGUCGAUUUUAGGGGAGAGGCUUCCCACAUUAAGAAUGCAUCUCAAGGCGAUGUCCCCUUUUCAGGCCCUCUUCAAGUUUCAGGAUCAAGUGGUUUUGCAUGGGCGAAAAGACGGGUUGAUGAUUCGUCAAUGAGAUCAAGGAGUAAAUCAAGUUCAAGAAGCCUAAAGUUUGAACCUUCAGGUGCAGUUCAUACUAAAAAUAACACGGAGCUAAAAAAACAAGAGAACUAUGUAGCUACAAAUGGAAGUCACACCAAUUCUAAGGGCCGUGACACCUAUGAAUCCACCAAACAUGCAAUGCAACGACAUUGGAGCCAAUUAGAGCAGACAGAUUCAUUUGAUACUUCUGAUGGCUAUCAUUCUCAAGAACUGUCACUGGCUCUCUAUCUGAAAGAGGAGACAGCUUUCAAGAGGAUCAAUGUGGUUCAGGAUCAAAUGGACAAAGUUGAAUUCUCAGGACCUUUGCUAUCUCAAUCACACAGAGUUGAAGAACUCCUGGAGAAACAUGAGCGCCAGAUCCGACAAGCUGUUAGACGAUCAUGGUUCCAAAGAGUGAGGAAAAACGGAAACUGAUUGUAUGGUGCUCCUAUUUCACACGGUAUACUAUACAGUAAAGAAACGAGGUACAGGAAUUUUGACAGUGGAUUCACAACAAUCAAGAAAGUCUCACAUACUCUAAAGUAGCUGAACGUGAUGAGCUGUUGAUCUCGAUCCAUAGCAGUGUGCAGAAGACUCACAAAGUUAAGAACCGACUCUAUUCAAGGGCUGCAGCAAGUGCUUCAAGAAAAUAAGCAAUGGCUAGACGUCCUUUAUUCGUUAAAUUUCUCAAGGCCCUGAAAAUAAAUUCUCUGAGUAUUGUCUCUCCACUCUCUUCCUCCGCGUCAAUGUAUAUAGUUCUUAGCUGUCAAAACUCACUCAUUUUUGCCCUUCCAUCCAUCAUAGAGUAGUGAGUGUAUUCUGUACGUUGCUGAUAGAUACAUAUAGUUAGUUCCAAGGGAACUGAGUAAAGAAGCCGAUGCAUUUUCCAGCUGCUUUAUCGCGUGUUAUAUUAGAGAAACUCCAUUGUCAUUGCCCAAGAAAAUCCAGAUAUAUAUACAGGGAAGAAACAUGAAGCAUUUCUUACAGUA
Messenger RNA from Solanum lycopersicum (tomato), 3093 nucleotides. Its product is annotated as protein IMPAIRED IN BABA-INDUCED STERILITY 1. The record is from RefSeq and is a predicted model, not a curated record. Gene Ontology annotation, cellular component: nucleus; cyclin-dependent protein kinase holoenzyme complex. Gene Ontology annotation, molecular function: ATP binding; RNA polymerase II CTD heptapeptide repeat kinase activity. NCBI's taxonomy places the organism in Eukaryota, Viridiplantae, Streptophyta, Magnoliopsida, Solanales, Solanaceae. Gene Ontology annotation, biological process: positive regulation of transcription elongation by RNA polymerase II; protein phosphorylation.